AUUCACUUCCCUCCCUCUCUUAAACGAACCUCGCCAAGAUCUCUCUCUCACACACAAACUCCAAGACUGUCUGUCUGUCUGUCUGUCUCUCUCUCUCUCUCUCUCUCUCUCUCUCUCCCUCUCUCUCUUAUUUCAGACACCACGGAGAGACAACGACGUCUUCGUUUCUACCCACAUCAUAAAAACCAGUGGACCAUAAAAUCGAAACCAAAUAAAAAGGAAGCAAAAAGAGAAGAACAAGAAAACUAACCCUAAAUCUAACCCCACAAAUCGAUAGAGACAUUGGAGAGACAACAUUGAUAUCUCUCUUAAAAGUUUGGAAUUAUGGUAGCUGGUAAGGUAAGGCUGGCAAUGGGUUUGCAAAAAUCACCUGCAAACAAAACUGAAACUCAUAAUAAUACACCACCACCAAAACCACCGAUUCCUUCUCCUAGCUCCGGCAAAGUAUCCUCUCAAAAGGCGGUUUUUUCACGCUCUUUCGGUGUUUACUUCCCUCGCUCCUCCGCUCAAGUCCAACCUCGUCCGCCUGACGUAACCGAGCUUUUAAAACUCGUUGAAGAGCUUCGUGAGCGUGAGUCUCUCUUAAAGACUGAACUUCUUGAAUUUAAACUGUUAAAAGAGAGUGUGGCUAUUGUUCCAGUUUUGGAAACUGUGAUUUCUAAUAAAAAUAUGGAGAUUGAGAAGGCAGUGAAGGAGGUAGAAUCACUAGAGCGUGAAAACGAGAGCUUAAAAGCCGAAUUGAGUGAAGUGAGAUUGAGAUUCGGAGAGGAGAGAAAAGAGGGUGCAAAGAAAGUUAAGGAAUUAGAAGCGGAAGUUGUAGAGCUGAAGAAAGCGGUGUCAGAUCGUGAGAAUGAAAUAGAGCUCUCUUCUUCACAGAGGUUUCAAGGGUUAAUGGAGGCCACAACCAAGUCUACUUUGAUUAAAAGCUUGAAGAAAGGAGUCAAAUGUACCGACAUUAUGAGUUCAUCGAGCCAGAAUCAAAAUGUAGAUCAUCAUUCUAAGAGAUUGGAAGAGAAUGUCGAAACCGAGAAGCUGAGGCAUUCGAGGUGUAACUCGGAGGAACUCACUGAGUCAACUCUGUCAUCUCGAGUUCCUAGGGUCCCUAAACCACCACCAAAACGAUCAUUGUCAUCGCUGGCGACAUCAUCAUCGUCAGUUUCAUCCAGCGGCUCUGAUCACUCAGUUUCAUGUCCACCUGCUCCUCAUCCGCCACCACCUCCUCCACCUCCGGUGGCUAAGAAGGUUGGUCCACCUCCGCCGCCACCGCCACCGCCACCAAAGGGGAAGAGAGCAGGGACGGAGAAAGUGAGGAGAGUUCCGGAGGUGGCGGAGUUUUAUCACUCGUUAAUGCGGAGGGACUCGCGGCGGGAUUCCGGCGGUGGAGUAGCGGAGGCCUUACCGGUAACGGCUAAUGCCCGUGAUAUGAUUGGGGAGAUAGAGAAUAGGUCGACUCAUUUGUUAGCGAUAAAAACAGAUGUGGAAAUACAAGGAGACUUUAUCAAGUUCUUGAUAAAAGAGGUUGAGAUUGCUGCAUUUACAGACAUCGAAGACGUGGUCCCUUUUGUUAAAUGGCUCGACGAUGAGCUAUCUUAUCUGGUUGAUGAAAGAGCAGUGCUUAAACACUUUGAUUGGCCGGAGCAGAAGGCAGAUGCAUUACGCGAGGCUGCCUUUGGCUACUAUGAUCUCAAGAAGCUAGAAUCGGAAGCCUCGCUGUUUCGAGACAAUCCCCGGCAGCCAUGCGGUCCUGCUCUCAAGAAAAUGCAGGCGUUGCUUGAAAAAUUGGAGCAUGGUGUUUACAAUCUAUCAAGAAUGAGAGAAUCAGCAACCAUGAGAUACAGAGGAUUUCAAAUUCCAACGGAUUGGAUGCUUGAAACAGGAAUAGUUAGUCAGAUUCAGUUGGCAUCUGUGAAAUUAGCGAUGAAGUUCUUGAAGAGGGUAUCUUCAGAACUUGAGACUGUUGGCGGGGGGCCCGAAGAAGAGGAGCUGAUAGUCCAAGGCGUUCGAUAUGCAUUCCGGGUACAUCAGUUUGCUGGAGGUUUCGAUGCGGAAACAAUGAGGGCAUUCCGAGAAUUGAGAGAUAAAGCCAGAUCAUGUCAUGUACAAUGUCAAAACCAGCAGCAACAGAAACUUGUAUGCGGGUCUACACCUUGCUAAUCUGUAGCAAACUCAGCUUCAGAAUUGCUGCCUUUUGUUGUAAAGAUAAAACACCAUGUUUGUCAUCUAUACUAUGACCGUGGCGAUCUUGGAAUCAGUAUUUUAUAAUGAUUCUUUCGUUCAUUCUUUUA
This is a messenger RNA of Populus trichocarpa (black cottonwood), 2285 nucleotides long. Its product is annotated as protein CHUP1, chloroplastic. Gene Ontology annotation, cellular component: chloroplast outer membrane. Gene Ontology annotation, biological process: chloroplast organization. Lineage: Eukaryota; Viridiplantae; Streptophyta; Magnoliopsida; Malpighiales; Salicaceae. The record is from RefSeq and is a predicted model, not a curated record. The transcript is spliced from 6 exons. Bases 325 to 2154 code for a protein of 609 amino acids.